Molecule: messenger RNA, 4102 nt
Organism: Myodes glareolus (Bank vole)
Lineage: Eukaryota; Metazoa; Chordata; Mammalia; Rodentia; Cricetidae
Source: RefSeq, a predicted model, not a curated record
AUGCGAAAUAGAAAGGUCGUUGAUUACUCACAGUUUCAGGAAUCAGAUGAUGCAGAUGAAGAUUAUGGAAGAGAUUCAGGCCCUCCUGCUAAGAAAAUUCGGUCAUCUCCUCGUGAAGCUAAAAAUAAAAGGCGAUCUGGAAAGAAUUCACAAGAAGACAGUGAAGACUCAGAAGAAAAAGAUGUGAAGACCAAGAAGGAUGAUUCUCACUCAGCAGAUGACAGUGAAGAUGAAAAAGAUGAUCAUAAAAAUGUACGCCAGCAACGACAGGCAGCAUCUAAAGCAGCUUCUAAACAGCGAGAGAUGCUCUUGGAAGAUGUUGGCAGUGAGGAAGAGCCAGAAGAUGACGAUGAAACACCUUUCCAGGAGAAAGAUUCUGGCAGCGAUGAAGAUUUCCUAAUGGAAGACGAUGACGAUAGUGAUUAUGGCAGUUCUAAAAAGAAAAACAAAAAGAUGGUUAAGAAGUCCAAACCUGAGAGAAAAGAAAAGAAAAUGCCGAAACCUAGACUAAAGGCUACAGUGACGCCAAGUCCAGUGAAAGGCAAAGGAAAAGUGGGUCGCCCCACAGCUUCAAAGGCAUCAAAGGAUAAAACUCCUUCUCCCAAAGAAGAGGAUGAGGAAGCAGAAAGCCCUCCAGAAAAGAAGACUUCUGCAAGCCCCGCACUUGAGAAGUCUGGAGAUGAAGGGUCUGAAGAUGAAGCCCCAUCUGGGGAAGAUUAAAAGUGAUGUUUGGGGAGAGAUUUUAUUCAAAAAACAAAAAAGGAAACCUACGUAGGACACGAUUUGGGCUGUGGCUUGACUCAUGGGCUUUCAGUGCUAUUUCAUUUGUCUAAAAUAUUGUUUCUUUCUAUAUCUAUCUCUAUAUUUAUCUCACUCUCAAAACCAUUGUAUGUUGAAAUGUUUAAGUUGCCAUUUUGUCUAAUGGUCUUUUUUCUUUGCCAAUCCCUUCCUCCCCUUCUCCCAAUGAAAGCCAUGUCAAUUAAUCACUGAGUUGACUGCUUCAUCCUUGUAUUUUUAAUGGAGGUUAAGAAUCCCACGGCUGUAAAGCAAUAAGAUUUGAGAUGGACACUAUGGAAACUUUGCUUUUUGCUAAAGAAUAGCAACUUGAACAGUAAUCAAAACUAGAAAGGUUUUAGUUGAAAAUUAUUGUUCUUUCUUUUCCUGUACCUUUGACUGACCAUUUAUCAUUUAACAUGAGCUUAUAUGUCUAAACUGUACGUGUCAAAGAAUCAUGACUCUAAACUUAACUGAUGAGGCAGUUGGGAGGUGAACAUGAAUUCUGGGCUGUUAACUCAGACUACUCACAUUAUCUCCUGGGUGUGGAGGGAAUAGACUUCCUGGAGCUUUUCUGGAAAUGUGGGCUUUCUUAUUUUGUACUGUGUUAUUCUCAAAGAGACUCAAGAGCCAGUGGUUCUUUUGUCUCAAUAACAGUCCUUUUUAAAAAUGGGCCACCAGAAGCCAAAAUCAUUUUUAAUUUCAUAUUUCAUUCAUGUUUUCAUUGAUUCAUGUUUUUUUUAAAUAUAUACAUAUCCUGUUUUUUGGAUAGAGUUUUACCAAUGAUCAGAAAAUUAAACAGAGAUUCCCUAGAAUUUGGAUGACAAGAUGAGUGUACACCUCACGGAGCAUUUCUUCACAGGCUGAUGAUGUUAGAGUUUUAAGCAAAUAAAGUUUUGAGUUAAUGUGAAGCUCAGAUACAAAGGAUUGAGAUUCAUCCUUUAUAAAUACAGGUAAUUGAAGAUCUUUUAUGUUAUAAAUGUGUUUUCAAGGGCCCAUGAACCUUGUUAGUUUUGUUUGGGGAUAGAAUUGAUUUCCUUUUGAUAUUUAAAUCUUUUCUUUGUAGUAGCAUACUAUGAUACACGUCUCACAACUUUGUCCUGCUACUUCAGAAUCUCGCAGUUCAACCGUGGAAUACUGUUUUCAUUACUAACAGCAUGGGAGUGUGUGUUAAAUGCUGCUUCCAUCCUGUGGAAUUGUUUUACUACUUAGUUGUUCUGACCCCUCCUUACUGUUUGUGUUUCUCAAAGCAAGAGCCUGAGCCUCAACAGGAUGAGUGAACUGUAUUUUAGGGUGCCUAUGUGCCACUGAUAACAGUCUAGACACUUUAACAGAGCAUCAGGACAUAGAUCUAUAGGUUUGAUCCUCCACAGUCAGAUCCCAUGCACCAAUAGAAGCAAAACUUAGGGAUCCUAUUACGCUACUAAAUUAAAGAUUUAGUGGAAUUAAUUUCUGUAUAUUUUUCUGCACUUAAGCUAAAUUUGCUCCUUCAGUAUUCUGCUUUUGUGUUUUUUAAGUGACAUGUUUGUCUCAGACAAUGUCAUUUUCUUAUAGGCGUUCUUAGGACAAAGGGUUAUUUAAGAAAUAUUUUUACUCGGGUUUUUAAGACACUUUAAAGAACAUUCUUAGAUCUGCUUUAAAAUAAAUAAAAUAAAUAAAUAAAAUACCCAGUGGCAGAGAGUCAUUUCAACCCUGCACUGUUAAUAAAUGAGUAUUAAAUAUGGCCAAAAAUAGAGACUUGAACAUAAACAGUUGCUUUAUUGUAUUGUGUAAUGGAAUAGUUGUGAGCUGUGUAAUGAGAUAUUACAGAUCUGUUUGCUUUAGUGGGCUUGCUCAGGUGUACCCAUCCUUCAAAGAGGAGACUCACCAUCGUUUCCACCAGGCAUCUCUCCCUUUUAGGGGCUUACAACUCAGUCUUACAUUCCUAGUGACAUUUGGGCUUUUCUUAGGUUACGUUUCAUGGAAAUUUUAAAAUCUCUUUAGUAUAUUAAUCUGCACUAACAUCUUUGAUUUUUAUCUACCUAUAAUUGAGAAACAAUACUGUCUUGUAGAUUACUUGUGUCUGUUUGGGCUUCUUGUUUAGCUAAUUAAUUAGACUGAAAAAUAUGUUUUCUAAUCACAGGCUUAUUAGAUUGAUUGGUGUCUCAAGUGAGCACACAGGCGCUGAAUGACCUUUGCUUUCACUUUUUUUUAGUUGUUUGUAACACUGGUCUUCCUUGAAAUCAUGCAUGCAAAUAGGAAGACAUUUAAUGUGACUCAACUGGAAACAGGUGCUUAGCAGUUAGGUCUAAUAAAGACAUCAGGAUAGGUCACAGCUAUAAGCCCUUAAUGACUGGCCCUUUGCACCUCUGUGGCUUACUGUCUUUUUUUUUCCUCUCUCUUUCUCUCCCCUGUGUGCCUAUAGUAAGGUGGCAAUGUAUUCACUGUCUUGCUUCGCAGUGCUCAGGAAAUGGGGAUGUUCAUUUGAAGGUGCUUGUCUGUUACCUAACCUCUUCUAGGUUUACCUCCAACAGAUUACAGCAGCUCUGCUGACUAACACUACAGUCUAGUUCUCUUGAGGCUCUUUUUGAAGCCUUUCUCUUUCCCAGCCAGAAAUGGUAGCCUCUGUCUCACCCAGUGGUACUUACUGCUGCUUUUAACCCUCCACUUCAAAUAGAUUUGGAGAGGGGACCCAAAGGAUAUAUUUUAAAUACCUCCCACUCAGAAUUAACCUUAAAAACUAAUGGUAGGAUAUUUCUUCUAGAGUGGUAAGAGACUCCUCUACAAAUGCCUUUUCUUUAGAAAACAAAACAAAACACAGCAUUUUGUGUACCCCAGGCUGCCUCAUUUAAACUCCUAUUUGUUUGUUUUUUCAGAACAAGUUUUAUUUCAGUCUUCUAUUUGGUACUAUUUCAAAUAUCAUUUUCUUCCAGAUAACAAGUCAGUAAUGGAUUUUGAGGUUAUAAUCUAGUAAGAUUUUUAAUAGAUACAGUCAGCUAAACUUGACUUUUUCUUUUAAAUAUGGUUUUACUAUGUAGCCUGGCUGGGAGACCUCCUACCCCUUCCACUCUUAACACUGCUGGGAAUAAUGCCACCAUGACAGGUGACACUUUUUUAAGAUAGGUUUUUAUUUUUAUGAACAUGCAGGUGACAAGUGAACUUUUGGCCUACAGGUUGAGAGAGGAGAAUUGUGUAAACAAACUCAGGUUUAGGGCUGCUGCAAGAGCAGAAUUUAGAAGCAACAGAAAGUAUUGUUGGUGUUGUAGAGUGAGUGCCUGUUAGAACAGUUCUCUUUACCUUCUUUACCUGUAGCAUCGGAAGCUACACUAAAAAAGUUCCCGCCUGUGAA